AUGAAUGGAUCAUUUUUCAACCAGACUCUGCUAGAGCAGGGAGCUUACCCCAACAGGACCCAGGGACUGGGGAUGCUCAUGGCCUGCUGCAAUGGGACCGGCUCGGUGCUGGCGACCGACGGCGGCUCCUCGGUCCUGGCACCGGACGAGAGGAGCCUUUACAUCACGCGAGUGGUGCAGAUCGCUGUCCUCUGUGUCCUCUCCUUGACUGUGAUGUUCGGCAUCUUCUUUUUGGGCUGCAAUUUGCUCAUCAAGUCGGAGAGCAUGAUUAACUUUCUGGUGAAGGACCGAAGACCUUCCAAGGAUGUGGGAGCUGCAAUCAUGGGACUUUACUGAAGCCACCGGGCUUUUGUAGGCAAGUGAACUGUCUGGACCUGGUGCUGAGAUGCACAUUCCCAUGUGUUUGGGGCAGCUGGGGGGGAGUGGAAAGGGGGUGAGGUGUCUUUUAAUAUGUCUAUGUCUAUGGAAAGCAAAUCUGCGCUUCCCAGUCAUCAAACUGUCGUGGUGAAUGGGGAAAUCUCCCCAGAGUUGUAUGAAGCACAAUAAAUGACCAGCAUCGUGUUGCAUGCAGAAAUGGCUUAAGUUUUGCAUGAAACUUGCAGAAACAGUGAUAAUGUGCAGAUCUGGACUUUUCUGCUGUUACCUUGGAUACCGCUACCUGGGAUUUGGGGCUAAAAAAAAAAAAAAGG
Molecule: messenger RNA, 689 nt
Organism: Opisthocomus hoazin
Lineage: Eukaryota; Metazoa; Chordata; Aves; Opisthocomiformes; Opisthocomidae
Product: reprimo-like protein
Source: RefSeq, a predicted model, not a curated record